CGAGCACGAACACCCACCCUCCUUCGGUUGUCCAUGUGCCGACGAAGCGGCAGCCGGAGACGAUGCAACAAAUAUAAGAACCGAAGCUCUUGGCGGCAGCGAAAACAUUUCUAACGGAAAACUCCUGGCGUGUGGACGUGCUUGGACGUGUCGUCGUGGCCUCUGAUUUUUUGUCGCGUCUUUGGCCUGCUCUGCUCUGUGUUUUUCGUGCAUUGUAUUGUUCAGCUUCGAUUCGCGUAUUAUUCUUUUCGCCGAGAGUGCCGCGUGCGACCAUACGACCACUUAGUAGUCCAUUCGCGCAAAUAAAAGAAAACGAAAAUCGGGCAAAACAAAAGAUAUAUUCGCCUCGCCCCGCCUCCAACCCAUUCGUCUUGUUUGCCAAAUUACGGGCAUAGUUCUUAUUGUAUUGUGAAGCAACCUUGAAAUUUUCUACGCACACAACAAAAACAACACAAAAAAAAAGAUAUUCAGUGACGCUUUUUGGACAAUUGCAAUGUGACUUUCGGAGUGUGAACGCAGUUUUGUUGCCCCAAAAAGAGAAUCGGAAGAAGCAUCAAAUCGUGUUGAAUAUACCCCCCGGAAAGAAUACCGAACGAGGAUUACGGAUAACUGAUCGAAAAAGGAAACAAGCAGCACAGAAAUGGGCACUAUCGAGAAACGUUCAUUUUCCUUCCGCCUGCGCCGCUCGUUUGGCGACGGAGGCAGCACCAACAGUCGCAACAGCAACAACAACAGCAGCACCUGCACCAAUCACAACAACCAGAAGAGGUGCAGCACGCCGCUGACACCCACCAGCACCAGCACGGGCCGCCUGGAGGUGCCCGGGGCGGCGUCGGUGAGCCGUAGGAGCAGCAUCUACAAGAAGCCGGACAAGAACGACGGCGGACAGAUCCACUUGAUACCGGACGUGGAGCUGCCGCUGAUGACGUUCGCGGACCAGUACAACAUUGAGAAGACCCUGGCGGAGGGAUGCUUCGCCAAGAUACUGCUGUGCCGGCACAGGCCCACCAACACUCUGGUGGCCCUGAAGGCAGUGCACGCGGAGCUGACCACGAUCAAGGAGUUCCAGAAGGAGUUCCACUACAACUACGAGCUGUCGCACCACCACCACAUCCUGAGCGCCUACGCGGUGGCCUUCCAGACGAUGGACUACUAUGUGUUCGCGAUGGAGCACGCCCCGUACGGAGACCUGGCCUCGAACAUCGGACCCAACGGCCUGCACGAGAACGCCUGCAAGCUGAUCUCCGAGCAGCUGAGCUCGGCCCUGGGCUUCAUGCACUCGAAGAACCUGGUGCAUCGCGACCUGAAGAUUGAGAAUAUCCUGGUGUUCACGCCGGACUUUACCAGGGUGAAGCUGUGCGACUUUGGGGCGACCACCAAGAAGGGCCUGCUGGUGCACAAGGUGAAGCACACGUGGACCAGCUGUGUGCCGCCCGAGCAGCUGGAGCUGAUCAAGAACGAGCGCUUCCAGUGCCUGCCCAUCAGCGAUUCCUGGCAGUUCGGCAUCCUGCUGUACAACAUCCUCACCGGCAAUCCGCCCUGGCAGUCGGCCGACUGGGUCAAGGACCAGUCGUACGCCAACUUCAUGAAGUACGAGCAGCGCAAGACGACCAAAGUGCCGGACAGUUUCCGGCGAUUCUCGCCCCGCCUGAUGCGCUGCUUCCGCAAGUAUCUCAGCCACGAUCCGGAGGACCGCUGCAAGAUCACCGAGGUGACCAAGUACAUGAAGGACCGCUGGGUGGAGUGCCGCAUCUCCACCUCCAAGUCGGCCACCCUCAUCUCGCCCACGCACCACGACCAGGACUCGUGCAUCUACCUGAACCAGCGCGAGGGCCGCCUCUCGGGCGACGAGAACAAGCUCCGGUUCAAGCGCAUGAUGUCCAGCUACGGCCUGGACAUACCCAUCGAUCCGGUGAUGGUGCGACGGCGCGUCUGGGACUGGCUGUCCACCUGCGAUGCCAGCUUCGAUCCCGAGGUCGAGAGCUUGCACGGCCUGGACAUGAUGCAUUAGAGGGCAGCGAGUGCCCUCUUAUAAAAUAUCAUCCUCUGCGGAACUGUUUGAAUUUGUAGAUCUAUGAGAUCAAAUAUUAUAUUAAUGUUAGCGAAAUUUGCUAUGCUAUAGGUAUUUAGGAAUUUAGUAAGAAUUUGUACCGUUAAGAGACCCCUCCCCCCCCCUCCCCCCUACCAGAAACCACUUGGAGAAAACACACGUCAACGGAUUCCACUAGUGUUACCUUUCUAGUCUUCCGCCGUAAUGAUUUUUUCGAUAUAUUCUACAUGUCUAUAUUGUAUAUACUAUAUCUAAUAUAUAAUGUGUGAUUUACGCGUUACUUACUUUAAACGAUAUACCAUACGAUACGAUACAUAUACGGUACGAUACGCUACCAACUAAUGCAAUUAUCUAGAUCUAGAAUUUAUAUAUAGCGUUUACCCGAUAUAUUUGUAGAGAGAAAAUGAAAGUGGAUGAUGACCAAUUACUAGACAUCUAAGUUUCGUU
This is a messenger RNA of Drosophila persimilis, 2497 nucleotides long. RefSeq names its product serine/threonine-protein kinase meng-po (gene meng). The record is from RefSeq and is a predicted model, not a curated record. Bases 641 to 2011 code for a protein of 456 amino acids. Gene Ontology annotation, molecular function: ATP binding; protein serine/threonine kinase activity. The transcript is spliced from 2 exons. NCBI's taxonomy places the organism in Eukaryota, Metazoa, Arthropoda, Insecta, Diptera, Drosophilidae. Gene Ontology annotation, biological process: peptidyl-serine phosphorylation; peptidyl-threonine phosphorylation.